Acanthoscelides obtectus is the source of this 1365-nucleotide messenger RNA. The record is from the annotation of a GenBank genome assembly. NCBI's taxonomy places the organism in Eukaryota, Metazoa, Arthropoda, Insecta, Coleoptera, Chrysomelidae.
AUGGCAUCUAAUGCAGACUCCUGUGAUUCCUGUAAAGACAACUUUGUAGUCAACUCAAAAUACAUUGAAUGCAGUAUAUGUGAAGGCAGAUAUCAUACAGUUUGCGUUUCGGUGAAGGACUCUUGGUUGAAGCUCUUUUCUGAUUGGUCACGUGAACAGCAACUGGCUUCUGAAAUUGCAGCAUUGAAAAAAGAGAUCGCAUUUUUAACACAUGAGAAGAACUUGAGCUCUAAGAUGAUAGAGCAACUAGAAUACACAAACAAUCUCCAAAAAUCAGUCAUUGAUUCGCAUCAUCAACAAGCAGCUCAUUCCACUAUGAAUUCAGUUAUGCUACCUUCGAGAUCAACUGCUUCCUCAACGCUAAGCUUUAGCGAUGCAGUCAAAAAAAUACCGAACAGGUCUUCUGUCUUGCUAAUCAAGUCUGACAGUAACUCUGGCAAUAACGAUAUUCUGCGGGAUGUAACAACUUCAGUAAAUCCUGCUGAAAUUGAUGUUUGCAUUAAUAACACGCACAAAAUAAGAAAUGGAAUUGCAGUUUACUGUCAAGAUGAGAAGUCACUUACGUUCCGUCUUGUCGAUAUAUCUACAGUAUUGGAUGCUAUUCGCAGUAUCAAGUCCAAUUCUAGUGGUAUUGAUGGCAUUACCAUUGAGAUGAUUAAAUUGUGUCUACCUGCUGUAGGAAUAUACAUUUUGCACUUAAUAAAUUGUUGUUUAGAGCGCGGUGUUUUUCCAAUUGCUUGGAAGGAAGCAUUAGUGCAACCUCUUCCAAAGAUUCCCAAUCCCCAGGUUCCUGGUGAUCUCCGACCUAUUAGCUUGCUGUCAGCUCUAUCAAAAAUUCUAGAAAAAAUAGUUUAUAUGCAGUUGAAUGAGUAUUUACUCGAACGCAGCAUUUUGCCAUUAAAUCAAUCAGGCUUUAGAAAGGGUCACAGUACCACUACUGCUUUGGCACGGGUUUGUGACGAUGUACUAACAGCGGCGGAUAGGCAAGAAGCAACUGCAUUAGUCUUAUUGGAUUUCAGCAAGGCUUUUGACAUCCUGAAUCAUAAGCUGUUAGUUUCUAAAUGUGAAUACAUUGGAUGUGACGACUUGGUUCUGGAAUGGAUAGAUUGCUAUUUAAAUGAACGACAUCAAUAUGUCGUCAUACAAAAUAAACUUUCAGACAAAAGGCCGAUUUGUUCCGGCGUGCCUCAGGGAUCCAUAUUAGGUCCACUUUUAUUCCUUAUAUACACCUUUGACAUUUCUAACACCCUUCAACAUUGUUCUGGUCAAUCAUAUGCUGAUGAUAUGCAGGUUUUUCAUAAUUUCUGUCCGAACAACUACCAUUUAGCUAACAACCUUAUCAAUCACAUAUGCUGCAAAACAUAA